AUGGACAACCUAGUGCAGCUAGAUGAAGAUGAGUUCGGGCUUUACAUCGACAAAACGACAGGGGAUUCCAAGUCGGUCAGACGAUUUACCUGGCGUAACAAAAAUAAUAUGCAGGUGCAAGUAAUUACGUAUGGGGCAACCAUAACCAGCAUCAAAGUACCGGAUAGUAAAGGUUUAGUGGAGGAUAUUGCUUUUGGUUUUACGUUUUUGGAUGGUUAUAUGGCUCCAACAAAUCGAUAUUUCGGCGCUACAGUUGGUAGAAAUGCAAAUAGAAUAAAAAAUGCUCAAAUUAAUAUUAACGGUACUACCUACGAUAUUUCGGCGAACUUGGGACAACAUCAGCUACAUGGAGGAUUUAAAGGCUUUGACAAGGUUAACUGGGAUUAUUACAUAGACGGCACAAAAGUUAUAAUGAGUCAUUAUUCCCCUGACAAGGAUGAAGGUUAUCCGGGAGAUUUAAUUGCUAACGUUGCUUUUGAACUGACUAAUCAUAACGAUUUUAAGGUCGAUUUUAAAGCCUACACCACUAAACCAACGUUGGUUAAUUUAACAAACCAUUCGUACUUUAAUCUUGCUGGUCAUGGUAAAGGAGCUGAAGAGCUUUACAAGCAUAUUGUUUGUAUUAAUGCUGAUCAAAUCACUGACGUGGAUGAAACUUCUAUUAUUACAGGUAAACUUCUUCCGGUGUCCGGCACGGCUUUUGACCUACGUAAUCCCACCGUUUUGGGAGAGCGCAUUAACAACAUCCCGGGUAACUUGGGCUACGACCAUAAUUUCUGCAUAACCAAAGGCACCGACAGUGGGAACAAUUUUAUUGCAAGAGUGGUUCAUCCGCCGUCCGGAAGGGUUAUGGAAUUGUACAGUAACCAACCCGGUGUUCAAUUCUACACAUCAAACAAGUUAUCCGAACAGGGUAACUGCGAUACUUCAGCUUUGGUGAAUGGAAAGGAGGGUAAAGCUUAUUAUAAACAUGGGGGUUUCUGUUUGGAGACCCAGAACUUCCCAGAUGCUAGUAAUCACGUAAGUUAA
Molecule: messenger RNA, 1029 nt
Organism: Brassicogethes aeneus
Lineage: Eukaryota; Metazoa; Arthropoda; Insecta; Coleoptera; Nitidulidae
Source: the annotation of a GenBank genome assembly